This is a messenger RNA of Choloepus didactylus (southern two-toed sloth), 5487 nucleotides long. RefSeq names its product collagen type III alpha 1 chain (gene COL3A1). Lineage: Eukaryota; Metazoa; Chordata; Mammalia; Pilosa; Megalonychidae. The transcript is spliced from 51 exons. Gene Ontology annotation, molecular function: protein binding; extracellular matrix structural constituent. The record is from RefSeq and is a predicted model, not a curated record. The coding region runs from base 112 to 4521 and encodes 1469 amino acids.
AGUUUUAUGACGGGCCCGGUGCUGAAGGGCAGGGAACAACUGAUGGUGCUACUUUGAACUGCUUUUCUUUUCUCCUUUUUGCACAAAGAGUCUCAUGUCUGAUAUUUAGACAUGAUGAGCUUUGUGCAAAAGGGGACCUGGUUACUUCUUGCUCUGCUUCAUCCUACUGUUAUUUUGGCCCAACAACAACAGGCCCUGGAAGAAACUGAUGGAGGAUGCUCCCACCUUGGUCAGUCCUAUGCAGAUAGAGAUGUCUGGAAGCCAGAACCAUGCCAAAUAUGCGUCUGUGACUCAGGAUCUGUUCUCUGCGAUGAAAUAAUCUGUGAUGAUCAAGAGUUAGACUGUCCCAACCCAGAGAUUCCAUUUGGAGAAUGUUGUCCAAUUUGCCCACAGCCUCCAACACCUCCUACUCGCGCUCCAGAUGGUCAAGGACCUCAAGGCCCCAAGGGAGAUCCAGGCCCUCCCGGGAUUCCUGGAAUAAAUGGUAGUCCUGGACUUCCUGGACAGCCAGGUUCCCCCGGUUCUCCCGGCCCUCCUGGAGUCUGUGAAUCGUGCUCUUCUGGUACUCCGAACUAUUCUCCUCAGUUUGAUUCAUAUGAUGUCAAGGCUGGCGGAAUAGGAGCGGGACUUGGAGGCUAUCCUGGGCCAGCUGGUCCCCCAGGCCCUCCUGGUCCCCCUGGUUCAUCUGGUCAUCCUGGUGCCCCGGGUUCUCCGGGAUACCAAGGUCCUCCUGGUGAACCUGGGCAAGCUGGUCCUUCAGGCCCUCCAGGACCUCCCGGUGCUAUAGGUCCAGCUGGUCCCUCUGGAAAAGAUGGAGAAUCAGGAAGACCAGGACGACCUGGGGAGCGAGGACUGCCUGGACCUCCAGGUACCAAAGGUCCCGCUGGCAUACCUGGAUUCCCUGGGAUGAAAGGACACAGAGGCUUUGAUGGACGAAAUGGAGAAAAGGGUGACACAGGUGCUCCUGGAUUAAAGGGUGAAAAUGGUCUUCCUGGUGAAAAUGGAGCUCCUGGGCCGAUGGGUCCAAGAGGAACUCCUGGUGAGAGGGGGCGACCUGGGCUCCCUGGAGCUGCAGGGUCUCGAGGUAACGAUGGUGCUCGAGGCAGUGACGGUCAACCGGGCCCCCCUGGUCCUCCUGGAACUGCAGGAUUCCCUGGUUCUCCUGGUGCUAAGGGUGAAGUUGGACCUGCAGGGUCUCCUGGUUCAAACGGUGCCCCUGGAGUAAGAGGAGAACCUGGGCCUCAGGGACUUGCUGGUUCUCAAGGUCCUCCGGGCCCUCCUGGCAGUAGUGGCAGCCCUGGUGGUAAAGGUGAAAUGGGUCCUGCUGGCAUUCCUGGAGCUCCCGGACUUCCCGGACCCCGGGGUCCUCCGGGGCCAGGUGGUACAAAUGGUGCUCCUGGACAGCGAGGUGGUCCAGGUGAACCUGGUAAAAAUGGUGCAAAAGGAGAGCCAGGAGCACGAGGUGAACGUGGUGAAGCUGGCUCUCCAGGUAUCCCAGGGCCUAAGGGUGAAGACGGUAAAGAUGGCUCACCCGGAGAACCUGGUGCAAACGGAGUUCCCGGAAGUGCAGGGGAAAGGGGUGCCCCUGGAUUCCGAGGACCUGCUGGGGCCAAUGGCCUUCCAGGAGAAAAGGGUCCCGCAGGGGAGCGUGGUGGUCCAGGGCCUGCAGGACCCAGAGGAGCUGCUGGAGAACCUGGCCGAGACGGCGUCCCUGGAGGUCCAGGAAUCAGGGGUGUGCCCGGGAGCCCAGGAGGCCCAGGCAGCGAUGGGAAACCAGGACCUCCAGGAAGUCAAGGAGAAAGUGGUCGACCAGGUCCUCCAGGCCCAUCUGGUCCCCGAGGUCAGCCUGGUGUCAUGGGUUUCCCUGGUCCUAAAGGAAAUGAUGGUGCUCCUGGUAAGAAUGGAGAACGAGGUGGCCCUGGAGGACCUGGUCCUCAGGGUCCUGCUGGAAAGAAUGGUGAAACUGGACCUCAGGGUCCCCCAGGACCGACUGGGCCAUCUGGUGAUAAAGGAGAAGCAGGUUCCCCUGGGCCUCAGGGUUUACAAGGCUUGCCUGGUCCCGGUGGUCCUCCAGGAGAAAAUGGGAAACCUGGUGAACCAGGUCCAAAGGGUGAUGUUGGUUCACCUGGAACUCCAGGAGGCAAGGGUGAUUCUGGUGCCCCCGGUGAACGUGGUCCUCCUGGAGUGGCAGGAAUUCCAGGAGCUAGAGGUGGAGCCGGGCCCCCUGGUCCAGACGGAGGAAAGGGUGCUCCUGGUCCCCCUGGGCCACCUGGUGCUGCUGGUGGUCCUGGUCUACAAGGGAUGCCUGGAGAAAGGGGAGGUCCUGGAGGUCCAGGCCCAAAGGGUGAUAAGGGUGAAGCAGGCAGCUCAGGUGCUGAUGGGGCUCCAGGAAAAGAUGGCCCAAGGGGUCCUACUGGUCCCAUUGGUCCCCCUGGGCCGGCUGGCCAGCCUGGAGAUAAGGGUGAAGGUGGUGCUCCUGGACUUCCAGGUAUAGCUGGACCUCGUGGUGGCCCUGGUGAGCGCGGUGAGCAGGGGCCUCCAGGACCUGCAGGCUUCCCGGGUGCUCCUGGACAGAAUGGCGAGCCUGGUGCUAAAGGAGAAAGGGGCGCCCCGGGAGAGAGAGGUGAAGGCGGGCCUCCUGGACUUGCAGGGGCCCCUGGAGGUUCUGGGCCUGCUGGUCCCCCUGGUCCCCAAGGCGUCAGAGGUGAACGUGGCAGUCCUGGUGGUCCUGGUGCUGCUGGAUUCCCUGGUGCUCGUGGUCUUCCUGGUCCUCCUGGUAAUAAUGGUAGCCCAGGACCCCCUGGCAGCAGUGGUAGUCCAGGCAAGGAUGGGCCCGCAGGUCCUCCUGGUAGCAGUGGUGCUCCUGGCAGUCCUGGGGUGUCUGGACCGAAAGGUGAUGCUGGCCAACCAGGUGAGAAGGGAUCACCUGGCGCCCAGGGCCCUCCGGGAGCUCCAGGCCCACUUGGACUUGCAGGGAUUACUGGAGCACGGGGUCUUGCAGGACCACCAGGCAUACCAGGUCCUAGAGGAAGCCCUGGCCCACAAGGCGUCAAGGGUGAAAGUGGGAGACCAGGAUCUAGUGGUCAGAAUGGAGAACGUGGUCCUCCUGGACCUCAGGGUCUUCCUGGUCUGGCUGGCACAGCUGGUGAACCUGGAAGAGAUGGAAACCCCGGAUCAGAUGGUCUGCCAGGCCGAGAUGGAGCCCCUGGUGGCAAGGGUGAUCGUGGUGAAAAUGGCUCUCCUGGUGCCGCUGGUGCUCCUGGUCAUCCAGGCCCCCCUGGUCCUGUCGGUCCAGCUGGAAAGAGCGGCGAUCGGGGAGAAUCAGGCCCUGCUGGUCCUGCUGGGGCUCCAGGUCCUGCUGGUUCCCGAGGCCCUGCUGGUCCCCAAGGCCCACGUGGUGACAAAGGUGAAACGGGUGAACGAGGUUCUGCUGGCUUAAAAGGACAUCGAGGAUUCCCUGGUACUCCAGGUGCCCCAGGUUCUCCAGGUCCUGCUGGUCACCAAGGUGCAAUUGGUAGUCCAGGACCUGCAGGCCCCAGAGGAGCUGUUGGACCCAGUGGACCCCCUGGCAAAGACGGGACAAGUGGACAUCCAGGUCCCAUUGGACCACCAGGACCUCGAGGCAACAGGGGUGAAAGAGGGUCGGAGGGCUCCCCGGGUCACCCCGGGCAACCAGGCCCCCCUGGGCCCCCCGGUGCCCCUGGCCCUUGCUGUGGCGGGGCCGCCGCUGCCAUCGCUGGGAUUGGAGGUGAAAAAUCUGGUGGAUUUGCCCCAUAUUAUGGAGACGAACCAAUGGAUUUCAGAAUCAACACUGAAGAGAUUAUGUCUUCACUCAAAUCUGUUAAUGGACAAAUAGAAAGCCUCAUUAGUCCCGAUGGUUCUCGUAAAAACCCCGCCCGGAACUGCCGAGAUCUGAAAUUCUGUCAUCCUGAACUCAUGAGUGGAGAAUAUUGGGUUGAUCCUAACCAGGGUUGCAAGAUGGAUGCUAUCAAAGUAUUCUGUAAAAUGGAAACUGGAGAAACAUGCAUAAAAGCCAAUCCUAUGAGUAUUCCACGUAAGAACUGGUGGACAGAUUCUGGUGCUGAGAAGAAGCACGUUUGGUUUGGAGAGACCAUGAGUGGUGGUUUUCAGUUCAGCUACGGCAAUCCUGAUCUUCCUGAAGACGUCCUUGAUGUCCAGCUGGCAUUCCUCCGACUUCUUUCCAGCCGGGCCUCCCAGAAUAUCACAUACCAUUGCAAGAAUAGCAUUGCAUACAUGGAUCAGGCCAGUGGGAAUGUAAAGAAAGCCCUGAAGAUGUUGGGGUCAAAUGAAGGAGAAUUCAAGGCUGAAGGAGGUAGCAAAUUCACAUACACAGUUCUGGAGGAUGGUUGCACUAAACACACUGGGAAAUGGGACAAAACAGUCUUUGAAUACCAAACACACAAGGCUGUGAGACUACCUAUUAUAGAUAUUGCACCCUAUGAUAUCGGUGGCCCUGAUCAAGAAUUUGGUGUGGACAUUGGCCCUGUUUGCUUUUUAUAAACCAAACUCUAUCUGAAACCCCAGCAAAAAUUUCCACACUCCAUAUGUGUUCCUUUUGUUCUAAUCUUGUCAACCAGUACAAGUGACCAACUAAAUUCCAGUUAUUUAUUUCCAAAAUUUUUGGAAAAAGUAUAAUUUGACAAAACAAGGAAACCUUUUUUGUUGUUACACCAAAUGCAAUUCAAGUGCUUUUUGUUCUAUUUUUUUACCAACUCCAACUUCAAAAUGUCUCAAUGGUGCUAUAAUAAAUAAACUUCAACACUCUUACAAUAACACUGUGUUACAUUCUUUGAAUCCUAGCCCAUCUGCAGAGCAAUGACUAUGCUCACCAUUAAAAGAUAACUUUUCUUUCUGAAAUAGCCAAACAUGAAAUCAGAAAAGACCUCCCUGUUUGAACUACCUCAACCUGGUCAGAAACACAGAUGAAUUCUCUGAGUACCAGAAGAUCAAAAAUUUGUAUUAAUUGGAAAAACUUAUUAAUUUCAUUGAUUAAUUUCCUAAAGUAUUGGUAGAAAAAAGUAGAGGGUAGUGCAAGAAUUUAAAGAAAUAUUUGAAAAGUCACAACUAUUUUAAUUUUAGAUAGCUUUAAAGGUACUUCUCUCUUUUCUUGUCAUUGCUGGUCAAGAUUACCAAUAUUUGGGAAGGCUUUAAAGACACAUGUUAUGGUGCUAAUGUAUUUUCACUUUUAAAACUCUAGUUCAGAAUCAUUGAUGUACAUUCAAAAUAUAAAUAUACAAACAUCUGUACUUAUUUGUACAGAUGAUCUUUAAAAAGAUUUAUUGGCGUGCCACUUCAAGGGACUCUUCCUUCAUCUGUAAAAGUCAAUGACAACAAAAGAAGCAAAUUAUGGGGAUGCUUUUGUCAUAAUAACACAAAGAAUGUGUUGAAAUUUAACUUUGUAAGCUUGUAUAUGGUUGUUGAUCUUUUUCCUUACAGACACCCAUAAUAAAAUAUCAUAAUUAAACA